AUUACUUAAAAAUCAUACAAUGUGAUUUUCUGGAUUUUUGUUUUAGAUUCCGUCUCUCACAGUUGAAGUGUACCUAUGACAAAAAUUUACAGACCUCUACAUGCUUUGUAAGUAGGAAAACCUGCAAAAUCGGCAGUGUAUCAAAUACUUGUUCUCCCCACUGUAUGUUUGUUUCCCUAAAAUUAAGUAUUUGUGUGAUUUAAUGAGAUAAGACAUGUUUACAUUUGUGUAUUCAAUCCAACAUUUGAUGUAAACAGUCAGCAACUAAAUGCACAUAGUGUAUCUUUAAAUAGCGCAAUGCGGUUUUAUUGAAUGUUGCCCAUAGUGUCAUUGUGCCAUCCUGGUAGGUUCCUAAGGUGAGUCUCUCUCCCCUAGAUAUUUCGGAGGCUGUCCUCAGGUGUAUGCGGUCAAGCCGCCGGCUCCUGGUGGUCCUGAGCCCCACCUACCUGACAGAGAAGAGUGUCAGCCUGCUGGAGUGUCGCCUGGGCCUCUUCAUCCAGCUCACCUGCCAUGCCCACAUCAUCACCAUCCUUUACAGCCCCCUCCCGAGACUACUGGCCUCUUGCACUGAGGCCAAGCAGCUACGCCGCAGUACUGCCACCAUCACCUGGAGGGGACCCCAGUCGGAGUUGUCCACCUCUCGCUUCUGGAAGCGCCUGCGCCUGGCCCUGCCUGUGAGACCGCUGGCCCUGGGGAGGAGGCUCAUCGACAGCACAUCAUCCCACUCCGACCUGGCCACUUCUUUGGGCCAGCAGUGCCAGCCGCAGGAUGCCGCCGAGCCACAGAGACAGAGGGAUGGCAAGAGUGCUGCAGGCAACGGUGCCAGAGGCAGGGGGCGCAAGUGGAGGAUACAGAGGAUACAGGAGGCGCGCAGCAGGGAGAUGCUGAAGGCGGGACACGGUAAGAACUGUGGAGUGUGUGUGAGAGAGCCCCACGGCGUCUUGGGUAGGGCGGCUGUGAAGACCCAGCAUACACAUCAACCCACAGCAAACAGUAUCAGACCUGAGACCCAACCAAGACUUCAUCCAAGCAGCACAGAGACCCAACUAGGACUUCAUUCAAGCAGCACAAAAGCCCAACCAGGACUUCAUCAAAUCAGUACAGAGACCGAAACCAGAACUUCAUCCAAGCAGCACAAAGACCCAAGCGGGACUUGACCCUAAGAGUACUGAAACUCCAGCAGAACAACCACAUCCUUCGCCUAGCCAACCACAGAACUUUGACAACUGUGCGUGCGA
Messenger RNA from Oncorhynchus nerka (sockeye salmon), 1238 nucleotides. RefSeq lists its product as uncharacterized. Gene Ontology annotation, biological process: signal transduction. The transcript has a single exon. NCBI's taxonomy places the organism in Eukaryota, Metazoa, Chordata, Actinopteri, Salmoniformes, Salmonidae. The coding region runs from base 402 to 1157 and encodes 251 amino acids. The record is from RefSeq and is a predicted model, not a curated record.